AUGUCUUCCUAUCUCAUCACUGGCGCAAGCCGAGGUCUCGGAUUCGAAUUCGUUCGGCAUCUUGCUCAGAAUCCAAACAAUACUGUCAUUGGCCUCGUCCGGAACAAGGCUGCGGCUGAUUCAAAGGCCAAGGCAGAGGGACUCCAUAAUGUCCAUAUGGUCGAGGCUCAGUAUACCAAUUUGGAAUCCUUGAAGAAAGCUGCAGAAGUGGUCAAAGAUAUCACCGCAGGGGCUCUCGACUAUUUAGUCAACAAUGCCGCCGUCGUUUCGCAUGUCAGCGGAUUCAAAACCUUGGGAGACUUUGACGAUGAUUUCGAAACUUUGGAAAAAGACCUCAUGGAGUCGCUGGAAAUCAACCUCCUAGGUGUCAUUAAGACAAUACAUGCCUUUUUACCCCUAAUCCGCAACGGCAAGGGAAAAAAGGUCCUCACUAUCUCCACCGGUAUGGCGGAUAUAGACCUGAUCAAUGCGACUGAAGUUGCUUUCGCCGCCCCGUACUCUAUCAGCAAGGGCGCCGUGAAUGUCGCCAUUGCUAAAUACAAUGCCAUUUACAACAAGGAGGGUAUUCUCUUCCUCGCCGUUAGUCCCGGAUAUGUAUCGACUGAGCGAAACCUAGAGGAACCGACACCAGAAGAAGCUGAAAAGGUAGCUGUUCUUGUAAGCAAGUUCGUCGAGUAUGCGCCGCACUUCCAGCGACCUCUGACACCGGAGGAGUCGGUCACUGCUGUCCUUUCUGUCAUGGAUAAGGCCUCAAUCGCCAACGGAGAUGGCGGUGCAUUUAUUUCUCAUUUAGGAAAUAAACAGUGGCUGUAA
Penicillium griseofulvum is the source of this 813-nucleotide messenger RNA. Its product is annotated as Short-chain dehydrogenase/reductase SDR. NCBI's taxonomy places the organism in Eukaryota, Fungi, Ascomycota, Eurotiomycetes, Eurotiales, Aspergillaceae. Bases 1 to 813 code for a protein of 270 amino acids. The record is from RefSeq and is a predicted model, not a curated record. Gene Ontology annotation, molecular function: oxidoreductase activity, acting on the CH-OH group of donors, NAD or NADP as acceptor. The transcript has 5 exons.